Messenger RNA from Puccinia graminis f. sp. tritici CRL 75-36-700-3, 597 nucleotides. RefSeq lists its product as uncharacterized. Lineage: Eukaryota; Fungi; Basidiomycota; Pucciniomycetes; Pucciniales; Pucciniaceae. The transcript has a single exon. The coding region runs from base 1 to 597 and encodes 198 amino acids. The record is from RefSeq and is a predicted model, not a curated record.
AUGGAAAGGUAUGGACAUACCACAACGUCACCUGAGGAUUGUUUAAAUCGAGUGUUACGACUUUUCUUCGAAGACAACAACACCUCGUUCAAGAAUCUCCGAUGUUACAACAUCCUUAUCAAAUGCCCUAAAUGGUGUUCUUACAACGAUGAAAACAGCAAAAAGUAUCAAGAUUCAACUACCAAAAAGAAACGUGCAAGAAGCCCCAGCAGCGACGCUCCGGCCACGACUGCCCCCACUUUGGAUGCGGUUUCUGAUUUCAAAGCGAAUGCAACCGACCAUUCUAGUCUUGAUUGUCUGAUUGGGAAUAAGAAGGCCAAGCGUCUCCACCACAUCGAAGUCAAUGAGCAAGCGUGGAAACAAACAAUCGCUGAAGCACACACUUUGGUUGCGAACGAGCAAAAACGCCAGAAUGACAUCUUCAACAAGGAAGCGCAAUUGUUGCAGAUGAUGGCUGCGACCGGAUCGGCGAACAAUGAUGUGAUGAUCAUGAACCAAGACCUCACCAAUCUUGAUGACGAUGCCCGGGAAUAUUUCACCUUGAGAAGAAAACAGAUCCUUGCUUCUCUUCGAGCGAACUCUAGCUCAUCCUCCUAG